Molecule: messenger RNA, 391 nt
Organism: Microplitis mediator
Lineage: Eukaryota; Metazoa; Arthropoda; Insecta; Hymenoptera; Braconidae
Product: UDP-glucose 6-dehydrogenase-like
Exons: 2
Coding region: 74-391 (105 amino acids)
Biological process (GO): glycosaminoglycan biosynthetic process
Cellular component (GO): nucleus; cytosol
Molecular function (GO): UDP-glucose 6-dehydrogenase activity; NAD binding
Source: RefSeq, a predicted model, not a curated record
CAAAAUUUAAGUCCGGCAAAUUGCUUGACUGGGACAUGUUGAGAGUAAUGCACAACCUCAAACGCUUCGCGUUAUGAGGCGUGCAAUAAUUGAUAAUUUAUCAGCUGUAGAUAUCGAUGACGUUAAAAAUCGCGUUAAUAUUUUUGACAAUGCGUACAGUGCUACCAAGAACACUCAUGCCAUUGUCGUAUGUACAGAGUGGGAUGAAUUUAUUGAACUGGAUUUCGAACGUAUCUAUGCAGAAAUGACCAAACUGGCGUACAUAUUCGAUGGUCGUAAAAUUCUAGACCAUGAAAAAUUACAAAAGAUUGGUUUCAAUGUCCAAACGAUUGGCAAACGUGUAUCGCGGAUCGCCACUUCUAGGACUUGGGGCAGCCCCACACAGAUGUGA